Messenger RNA from Dromiciops gliroides (monito del monte), 5781 nucleotides. RefSeq names its product niban apoptosis regulator 2 (gene NIBAN2). NCBI's taxonomy places the organism in Eukaryota, Metazoa, Chordata, Mammalia, Microbiotheria, Microbiotheriidae. Bases 223 to 2556 code for a protein of 777 amino acids. The record is from RefSeq and is a predicted model, not a curated record. The transcript is spliced from 14 exons.
CCGAGCGAGCUUCUUUCGGCCGAGGCGCCUCCGGCUUCCCUGGGUUAGCAGGAGGCGGCGGAGGCGGACGCUGGACACUGGACACUGCCCAGUCUAUGGAGAGAGCCAGAGGACUCUGAGACCGCGGCGCGCAGGAGGCGAGUUCGGCCCCGGGCUUGGUUGGCUGGGGUCAGCGUCCGGGGGCUGCACCAGGAGGCUGCGCGAGUCCCCUCCGUCUCCGCCAUGGGGGACGUGCUGUCCACACACCUGGACGACAGCCGGCGCCAAUACAUCGCAGAGAAAACUGGGAAGAUCCUGAAAGAUUUCUUCCAGUUCUAUGAAGACCAAUAUGGAGUUGCUCUCUUCAACAGCAUGCGUUAUGAGAUUGAAGGCACUGGGGGGCCCCAGGCCCAGCUGCUCUGGCGAAAGGUGCCAUUGGAUGAACGGGUCAUCUUCUCUGGGAACCUGUUUCAGUACCUAGAAGACAACAAGAAGUGGAGGAAUCGCUUUAGCCUCGUGCCACACAACUAUGGGCUUGUGCUCUAUGAAAACAAAGCUGCCUACGAGAGACAGAUCCCACCCCGCGCCAUCAUCAACAGUGCAGGCUAUAAAAUACUUACCUCAGUGGAUCACUACCUGGAACUCGUCGGUAACUCUUUACCAGCAGGACCGGCCCCCAAAUCUGGUGCUGCUCCAAUUCUGAAGUGCCCUACCCAGUACCCCCUGAUCCUCUGGCAUCCAUAUUCUCGACACUAUUACUUUUGUGUGAUGACUGAGCCUGAGCAGGAGAAGUGGCUGGCCGUGUUCCAGGACUGUGUCCGGCACUGCAACAAUGGCAUUCCUGAAGAUUCCAAGGUAGAGGGCCCAGCAUUCACUGAUGCCAUCCGCAUGUACCGUCAGUCAAAGGAGCAGUAUGGUACUUGGGAGAUGCUCUGUGGAAAUGAGGUGCAGAUCUUGAGCAACCUGGUGAUGGAGGAGCUGGGACCUGAACUGAAGAGUGUGAUAAGCCCCCGAAUGAAAGGCAAACCCCAGGAGAGGCAGAGGCAGUGGAUACAGAUCUCAGAUGCUGUGUACAGGAUGGUCUACGAGCAGACCCAAGCCCACUUUGAGGCCGUGGCCGCCAAGUGUGAGAUGGCCCGGCCAGCCAUGGAGAGCGUCAUCCGCACAGAUAUGGACCAGAUCAUCACCUCCAAAGAGCACUUGGCCAGCAAAAUCCGAGCGUUCAUCCUCCCCAAAGCUGAGGUCUGUGUCCGAAACCACGUACAGCCUUACAUCCCCUCCAUUCUGGAAGCCUUGAUGAUCCCCACCAGCCAAGGCUUCACGGAAGUUCGGGAUGUCUUCUUCAAGGAGGUCACAGACAUGAACCUGAACGUCAUCAACGAGGGAGGGAUUGACAAGCUCGGAGAGUACAUGGAGAAGCUUUCCCAGCUGGCUUACCACCCGGUCAAGAUGCAAAGCUGUUAUGAGAAGAUGGACCAGCUGAAGCUCGAGGGACUACAGCAGCGAUUCGAUGUCUCCAGUGCAUCUGUAUUCAAACAGAGAGCCCAGAUCCACAUGCGGGAGCAAAUGGACAACGCCGUCUACACCUUCGAGACACUCCUGCACCAGGAGCUAGGGAAGGGACCCACCAAAGAGGACCUGUGUAAAUCCAUCCAGCGCAUCCUGGAGCGCGUGUUGAAGAAAUAUGACUAUGAUAGCAGUACAGUGCGGAAGAAAUUCUUCCGGGAAGCCUUGCUGCAGAUCACCAUCCCCUUCCUGCUGAAGAAACUGGCCCCUACCUGCAAGUCGGAGCUCCCCAGGUUCCAGGAAUUGAUCUUUGAAGACUUUGCCAGGUUCAUCCUGGUGGAGAACACAUAUGAAGAGGUCGUGCUACAGACGGUCAUGAAGGACAUUAUGCAGGCUGUGAAGGAUGCAGCCAUACAGCGGAAGCACAACCUUUACAGGGACAGCAUGGUGAUGCACAACAGUGACCCCAACCUCCACCUGCUGGCGGAGGGUGUCCCCAUUGACUGGGGGGAGGAAUACAGCAGUGGCAGCCCAGGGGAGGCAGACCUGUCCGCUGAAAAACGGCGACGGGCCAAGCAAGUCGUCUCAGUGAUCCAUGACGAUGAGGCUGGGCUGCCCUACGAGCCGUGCCCAGAAAUGCUGUCCCCUGGAGUGCCUGAGAAGGAGCCGAUCCCCUACUCUGCUUCCCCAGACAGUGUCAAGGAGCUACGGGGCCUGCUGGCGAAGGAUCUACAGGUGGAGAGCCCCCAAUCUGCUACUGAGCCGCUCGCUAAUGGCACGUCCCCUAGAGAGAGCCCCCAGCCCCCAGAGCCCGAGAGGGAGAAAAGUUCUGGCCAACAGGCGUCUCCCCUCAACCACACCCCACAUGAGCCAGCACCCACUGUCGCAGGUGAGGAGGCCAUCUCGGCUCCUGCUACUCCCAUCCAGCGUCUCCCCUCUGAGGAAGAAGCAGACACUGAUCGCCCCAAGCCCAGUGACAAGGAGACCGGGGAAGAGGUAUCUGGCCAAGGAAGUCACCCCUAUGUCCAAACCACCACAGAAGACAGCACGGGUGUGCAGACUGAGUUUUAGGCCAGAGCUUCUCCACUCCCCACCCAUGGAUUCUGGAUUCUGGUCUGGUGUGUGUGCCAUGUGAAGCCCUAACUACCCCACAGCCCCCACGUCCACCCCCACCCCACCCCCCAGCAGCAGAAACUUAAUACUCCUGAUCUAUUUAGAAUUUGACUGACUGUGGAAUGGAAGCAAGCCAGCCUGGAUAGGGGUAGGACUUGUUCACUCAAUAUCUAUUGUAAACAUGUCUUCUUCAGGAGUAAGGAGGGGCUGGAGGGUAAAGGGGAAAAUGGGACCCGUGCUGUUGAGGGGCCCCCUGGUCAGUCCAGAUGCCAGCACCAUGAUCCCCUGAGCCCUGGUUCCUUCAGGACUCCCCUGGGGUUCAUCCUUUCUCUCUGCCAUUACAUGAAAAUAUAUGUUGAUAUGUCAGAGCACACGUGUGAGAGUGCAUGCUCCAGUCAGUCACUUUAUCAGGUUAGGAGGUGGCCAGUAAGUUAAAUAUGAGCCUGGCUCACCUCUCAACCCCUUCACUGUCCUCUCUGUCCCUUUUUCUGUUUGGGAUUGAGAAGAAGGAAGACGGAAGACUCCGCCUGACCAGCUCUAGACUUACUGUCAGGAUUUUCCCUUGUCAGAGAAGGGUGUGAGGGAGAGUCAGUGCCCAUCCCCAGCUCCUUCCCUGGGCAGUGCUCAGAUGAGUCUGCCCCCUCUUGACAUUAGGCUAUCAGUUCCAUUCUAAAGAUUGCAGCUUAGGGGGAGCUGCCUUUUCUGGCCCAUUCCUUUGGGCCUUUCUCCUACUUCCUUUCUCCCCAAGAGGAGUAGAAGACAAGCAAGAAAAAGAAGCCGAAGCAUUCUAGAAUCCAUCCGCGACUAAGUGGUUCUUCAGAAUGGAGGAGGAACAGUGACCCGGCUUCCCUGAGCACUGAGCUGCCCUCUCUCACUCUCCGCUAUCCUGGAGUUCUUUUUUCUAGGCCCCUGAAGCCUGUGGCUCUCAACUAUUUCCAGCUGGAGGGACCGGCCAUGAGUGAUGUCGUCUGUGUCCACUGGCCACCUAUGCCAACAAGUUACCUUUCUUCCAAAGGGCAGUGGGAUGAUAGCCAUGGCCAACAGCUGCCGAACCAGCUUCUGGCCUGAAAGCUCCCUGUCUCCUAAGAGCUAGUCCUGCCAGGAAUCAUUGAUCUGUCUGAGAGAGAGAAACAUGCUAAAUGACAGAAGUGCAUACAUAGGGGAGAAGGAGGGAUGGGGAUGGAGCCCCAUAUUCUAGUGCUGGGGGGUAGGGUUUUGCAUCCAGUUUGAGGUGGGAAGGAGAAAGAUUAUUCUGUUCUUCCAUUCUAAUGGCUCUUAAGGAAACGAUUCCCCAAUCAGAGUGUUAUCAGAAGACUUUAGGCCUAGGGUUGGGAAAGAGAAAGAUUGUUGAGUGCAGGAGUUCUAAAGGAAGGCAUGUUUUAGAUGCUAGGUCUCAUCCCAAGACAAAGAUCAGUUGUCUUGAAGUUGAGUUUGUAGUUGAAGUGUUGAGUUAGGUCUUAACGUAUGACUUGGGAGGUUGAAGGUGGCAGAGCUAAAGUGUUAGGUGGGAGAAAGGGAUUUGGCCAGGGAUGGAGUGGGGGGGGAAGGGGGAGGGGGGCUCAUUUCUAGAAGGGCUAGGCUAGGAGAAGUUAGUUUGUGACAGGAAUGAAGCCAGGAAGGCAUGUAAGGGUGUGAACCAGGAAUAAAGCUGGGAGAGCCUGCAGAGCGUGUAUGACUUGUCCAUCCCAAGGCCACAUGGGAUCUCAGGAAAGGAGGAAACCUCAGGUACAGGGAGUAGCUCUACUGGAAGAAUGGCAAAGGGGUGUCUAGCCAGGAGUGGGGAGAAUUCCAGCCAUCUUGGAUUAGGGACGUAGAGGCAGGUGCUAUCUAUGAGGACAGAGCUGUAUCCGUGUCACUGGUAGAGUUAUGUAUAGAGGAAAUUGUGCAGAAUCACUUGUCCCACCUACUUCUCUUGGCCACCGAGCCAGCCUCAGUACCAUCCCCAUCCCAUUUUUGGAACUGGAGAGGUUUGGUUUGGUUUGGUCUUGCAUUCGAUCUGUUCUUUGGGGUUGUCUCUACCUUUCUUUCCUUUUGCCAUGAAUUUUCAUAUCUUAUGGGGCAAGAGGCCAUGGUCUCUUGCCUUUAAAAAAAAAACCAACAACAAUUGGCCACGGUCAAUUGCCUUUUUAAAAGAGAGGAAAGACCAAAGAGUUAAAUCUGCUUGGGCAAGGGGAGCUUUUCUUUAUUUCACCCCCAGCUAAUCUAAGAGAAUAAUGCUUCAUGCCUUCCCGGUACCCAAAUCUCACAUGUCCACACAAAUAAAAUUGACUUUUGGGGAACUAUAGAUUUACUGACCACUACAGGGGCCUAUGAAAUACUUAUGGUGGGAGCUUCCCAAACUCCUGCUGAGAUGUUUGCAUCCCCGGCAUGUGACUCAGAGGAUUUCACUAUCAGCUUUGGGUCUGGCACACACAAUACAUAGUCCACUCACCCGGUGAUCUCAGUCACCACGUCCGCUCAGUCCAAGGCUGCCUGGCUUUUUAUACAUCAUCAUGUGUUAACUCCUGGCACUGCAAUUGACUUCCAUUUUUAUUGGACCCUUAUUCCUGAAAAGUUAUUCUGGAUAUGGGAAGGGUGAGAUCAUGGUGAGUCCUCUGUGAGCUAUGCUAGAAUCCAUCUGCCCUUGCAGACACCCCCUGACCAGUGGGCAGUGACUCCAUCACAUUCCCCUUCUAAUAGAGAAAAAAAAAUCAAGAAAAAGGCUGGCUUCUUCAGGAUGUGGCUUGGGUGCAGGCCAGGGAAGGAAAUUCUCCUCUUUCCCCCUUAGUCCCUCCCUUCCCUCCACCCCCUCCCCCAGACCCAUCACAUCCUGUGUUGGAGCAAACCAGCUUCCUGAGGCUGGGGGCAAGUAAGGGGCCGGUUCACAUUUCCAUCCUGGGCAAGUCUUGGGAACAUGGGGAGGAGCCAGAGGAUCCCUUCAAGGGCAAUGCAAAGCCAUGUGGCCAAUCCUGGAAUUAACUCCCUGAAAUGGACAGCUGAUUCUUCUAAGCACACUAUGAAUCUAACCUGAUUCUUCUACAAACACAUUCCGUUUUUUUAAAUGCCUUGUAAACUGUUUUCCUUUCUCUUACUGGGGGCCCAGCCUGAACCACUCAGGACCCCCUUACAAGUGCCUUCCCUUGGGUUAUUUCCAAUCUGCCUCUUUCAAGAUAUUGUAUUGAAAAUAUUAUACAAAAUGUUUAU